Molecule: messenger RNA, 701 nt
Organism: Ruditapes philippinarum (Manila clam)
Lineage: Eukaryota; Metazoa; Mollusca; Bivalvia; Venerida; Veneridae
Product: exopolysaccharide phosphotransferase SCO2594-like
Exons: 5
Coding region: 50-628 (192 amino acids)
Cellular component (GO): Golgi apparatus
Molecular function (GO): transferase activity, transferring phosphorus-containing groups
Source: RefSeq, a predicted model, not a curated record
UGUAAUAAUAGUUAUAGUGAUUUACAUUUAAGAACAAUUGCCUGAGACAAUGAGAGUUAAUACAUGUAGAGUGCUUGUUCGAAAGUUGAAUAUUGGAAUUUUCAUUAAAUUUACAUUAACAUGCAUAUGUUUAACUGUUUUAUGGAAUACUUUUGGAAAGGGAAUAUUUAAGGUACGCCUAGACCAACGUUAUUAUCCAUCACAAAACAAAAUAAGAGAAUGUCAAACGUACACAACUUUCGGUUACUCGGAUAUUCAAGGGGUUUCGGGACCGGUUGACCUCGUUCUUACCUGGGUGAAUGGUUCAGACCCUGCAUUUAUCGAUGAAAUGAUCAGAUUCGAUUUACGAAAUAAGAGCUUUAUGCCAAAAAGAUACCGUGACUGGGGAACCUUGCGAUACGCCUUGCGAUCAGUGGAGAGAAACGCGGACUGGUUUCGUAAUGUGUAUAUAGUGACCAAUGGUCAAAUCCCGACAUGGCUGAAUCUAAAAUAUCAUAGAGUAAAGCUUGUGACGCAUACGGAAAUAUUCAAGAAUAAAAGUCAUUUACCAAACCUUCAAUUCUCUGGCAAUAGAAAGUCACAUUCAUCGAAUUCCAGGGUUGUCCAAACAUUUCAUUUACAUGAAUGAUGACUUUUUAUUUCUAAAUAAAGUGGAACUGAAAGAUUUUUAUACAAAAGAGACUGGAUUCAAGGUAAGGCAA